Molecule: messenger RNA, 1163 nt
Organism: Lactuca sativa (garden lettuce)
Lineage: Eukaryota; Viridiplantae; Streptophyta; Magnoliopsida; Asterales; Asteraceae
Product: hydroxyethylthiazole kinase family protein
Biological process (GO): thiamine biosynthetic process
Molecular function (GO): magnesium ion binding; hydroxyethylthiazole kinase activity; ATP binding
Source: RefSeq, a predicted model, not a curated record
AAAUAGAAAAUGAUUCUUUAGGUCAAACCAGUGUAUGACGCCAUCAUCCCAUUAGAUUGAGGUCGAGAUUUUGUUGUCGGUAGAAGAAAAUCGCGGCUAUGGCUGACCAGAAACAGCAAGAAGUUAUCAAUUCAUGGGGUUUAAAAUCAUGGACGUACCUCUCAUCUCUCCGGCAACAAUCGCCAUUAAUACAAUGCAUCACCAAUUUCGUAUCCAUGGAUAUAAUGGCCAAUACCCUCUUAGCCGCCGGUGCAUCACCAGCUAUGGUCCACUCGAUUCUCGAAAUCCCAGACUUCACUCCUCAUACAAAAUCCGUCCUUAUAAACGUCGGAACCCUCACCCCAGAUUGGUUGCCGGCCAUGAAAGCUGCCGCCGGUCUAGCAAAGCAAUUGGGCAAGCCUUGGGUUCUCGAUCCAGCUGCCGUUGGUGCUUCUAGUUUCCGAUUAAAGGCAUGUCUUGAGCUUAUUGAACUUAAACCUACUGUUAUUCGAGGAAACGGGUCCGAGAUUAUUGCUCUUUCCAUGGCUUCCAUUGGUUCCACCAAGGGUGCCGAUAGCUUGCACGAAUCUAGUGAUGCUAUUGAAUCCGCGAAAUCUUUAGCGAAAUCGAGCGGCAGUAUAGUUGCGAUUUCAGGAUCGGUUGACUUUGUUACAGAUGGUGAAAGAGUUGUCGGUGCACAUAACGGAGUUCCGAUGAUGCAAAAGAUAACGGCGAGCGGAUGUUCAGUCACUGCUCUGAUUGCUGCUUUUGUUGCAAUUGACCCAACACACGCCUUUGAAGCAACUGCAUCUGCUUUUUCUGUAUUUGGUUUGGCCGGCGAGAUCGGAAUGGAAUUGUCAUUAGGUCCGGCGUCACUGAGAAUGCAUCUGAUUGAUUCCCUCCAUAGGCUCGAUCAAGACACUGUUCUUGAUCGUGUUACCAUCACUAGCUUCUCGUGAAAUUCGACAAAAUGAAUUACCAAUCUUUUGUAGUUAUUAUUGUCUUGUUUGCUUUUGUUAAGUUUGAUCAUUAAGAUAGUUCAAGAUUCUUUCUUCAAAGAGCAAGAGGAUGAACUCCAACAUAAGACUGUGUUGCAUCGAUAUAAGAUAUACCGACACUUUGGUUGUUAUAAUGGAUCAUUGUUUAAAUAAUGGUAAUAUUGAUCAAGUGAAAGUUACAAAUAA